Molecule: messenger RNA, 2535 nt
Organism: Arthroderma uncinatum
Lineage: Eukaryota; Fungi; Ascomycota; Eurotiomycetes; Onygenales; Arthrodermataceae
Product: leucine Rich Repeat domain-containing protein
Exons: 2
Coding region: 1-2535 (844 amino acids)
Cellular component (GO): cytoplasm
Molecular function (GO): protein kinase binding
Source: RefSeq, a predicted model, not a curated record
AUGGAGAAACUAAACACUGAAGAUGGCCAGCUCUUCAUCAAGAGUCUCGCUAGAUUCGUCCGCACGCACGAGAAAGCCCUCGCCAACGCGAUGCAGAUGAGAAGACAGUCGAGAAGCGUCGACCUGACCUCCUCGCAAUCGAACUCGGCCGCCCAUGGCUCCUCCGGCCGCGCCUCUGCUGCCUCUACGCUCGCUGCCGCCCUCUCCCUUGGAUCGCUGAGCCUGACAUCACACAGUGUCCGGCCCGCCAGGCUUACCCUGACCCCCCACCACCUCUUCUACCUCCUCUCCCGCUUCGAGGACCUGUCCGUACCCGUUGGACCGCUGAACAUCCGCCUGGAGAAUAUCAAUACCGAAUCGUCCUCGGCAUAUGUGUCGUUUUUGAGUAAACCGCAACGGCCGAGGGGUGCCGGAGGCGCGGGAGGGGACAGAGACUCGAUACACUCCGUAUCCAGUGUCCGCAGCGUCAUGUCUACCAUGAGCUCAUUUUGGUCCUCCUUUGGCCUUGGAUCCAGGGAUUCCGUUUCAAAGUCAGACAAGGCCAAGGCAGCCCUGGAAGCUGACCUCAAAUACCUAUAUUCUGCCUUCACCAAGAUCCCUUGUUUGAGACUGGCGCCUGACCACAGAGCCAGGUUGAUCAGUGGCUACGAGGAGUUCCCGUUUGAUACCGCUGUGCCCUUGCACUCCUUUAAGAACCUCAGUGCCCUGGAGAUCAUCGAUGUAGACUUCCGGUCUUUCUUCGGCUGGGACCGUCUGGCCGAGCAGCUGAGAUCCCUUACUCUCAAGCGUGCCCAGCUCGAGGACAUCGGUGACUUGCUCACUGGCAUCGUACUAGAUGACAUUGAUAAGCGCAGACGUAGGUCCUCCAAGUCUCAGCCCUCGCCCGUCCUCGGAUGGCCGUCUAACGGCAGCUCAGGUACCCCAGAGCUCGGGAAGUUCAUUUCGGCCCCAGGAUCCCCCAUUGCUGAACCCGUGUUUGGAACCAGUGCCAGUCCCAAGGGAAGCUCGUCCAUGCUCAGAGGUGACUCCUCGGAAGGUGGAAGGAGGAAGCAUGGCCGUGCCGGAAGCAUCUCCCCCAGCCGACCCACGAGCUCAAACAAACCAGGAUCCAGCCACCGCCAUCACCACCAUCACCCACACCCUCGAGGCUCGUCCUCGAAAAUGAAGAGAUCCGGUUCUGGUAGCUCUGACUCUAGCGAGUCUUCCACCGUUUAUCGUGACCGUGGCAUCUCUAAUAUGAUGGCUGGCGGUAGCGUCCCAUUGAGUCCCUUCAAAUGGCGGUUCCUUAGACAUCUCAACCUGACGGAUAACUCCUUAACAAGUGUUAGUGUAGCUAGCCUCGCGCCAGUAGCCAAUACCUUGCACUCCCUAGACCUAUCGUGGAAUCUCUUUACUGAAGUUCCCGACAGCCUUGCCUCUCUAGUGGCCCUGAGGUCACUAAAUCUAUCCCACUGUAUGAUAGAUUCCCUACACUCUCUGUCAAGAAGCCCGUUGCCUGCCAUCACGUCUCUGAACCUCCGAGGGAACAGACUCCGGUCGAUUGCCGGUGUUGAGCGCCUGCUUUCGCUGGAACGUCUCGACCUGAGAGACAAUGCCAUCACAGACCCGGUUGAGAUAGCCCGUCUGACUGCUAUUCCGUAUAUCCGCGAAAUCUGGAUCUCCGGAAACCCCUUUACCAAAUCGCAUGCUGGACAUCGGGUCACCAUCUUUAACUUGUUCCGCCAGACUCCCGGAUACCCAGAGGAUAUCUUCAUCGAUAAUACCGGACCUUCGUACUCGGAGAGGAAGCAGCUUGUGGAGCGAGCUGCAGAACCCGAAGCAGCACCCGUCAUUCGAAAGUUUGAACAGGAUGUUGCUGAUACACAGGCAGAUACCAGCGCGACCGCUGUUGAUGUCCAGCUGUUAUCUCCAGAGACCCAUGUUGUAAAGCCUCGUGCUCCAGCAGACGUGGCAUCUCCUCGACGCAAGAAACCGCAUAGAAAACGAGUUAUCAACCUCACCAACGACGCCGAAGCCUCUACCCCUUCGGUGGUAGAGAACAAGCUGCCCGACAACGCCGUGGUAGGCCACCCUGCGUCUGACCCGUUUGUUGAUCACCCGAAGCCCAAAGCCAACCAUCAGCCAGCGUACGAAGAGCCAGAACCAGUAUCCCCGACCACAGUAACCGCGGUACCUCCUGCCCCUGAACCCUUGAAACCAACUGAACCUUUGAAACCAACCGCAACCACCACCACAACAACAACCACCGACGUCGACCCGCCAAAGAACCGAACCCUACUCCCUGCCAUCGACGGCAUCGACUGGGACGUCAGCGGUGACAUUUACCGCCAACGGCUCGAGGCGUUGAAACACGAGGUCGGGACAAACUGGUUAACGGUCCUGGGUGAUGAUAACUGGGCCAAUAGCACGAAGAACAUCAACCUCCACUCUCCAACUACCGACUUCCAUUCCACCACCAAUCCUAUCCGGCCUCCGCCCCCGAUGGCCCGGACAAGCAGCCAGAUCAUCGCCACUGGUGGUCCCGCACUUGGCUAA